Pichia membranifaciens NRRL Y-2026 is the source of this 1398-nucleotide messenger RNA. RefSeq lists its product as hypothetical. Gene Ontology annotation, molecular function: RNA polymerase II general transcription initiation factor activity. The annotation marks the transcript as partial. The transcript has 4 exons. Gene Ontology annotation, biological process: RNA polymerase II preinitiation complex assembly; transcription initiation at RNA polymerase II promoter. The record is from RefSeq and is a predicted model, not a curated record. Gene Ontology annotation, cellular component: transcription factor TFIID complex. NCBI's taxonomy places the organism in Eukaryota, Fungi, Ascomycota, Pichiomycetes, Pichiales, Pichiaceae.
CCUACGCUUAAGAUAAAGCCAUCAAAAUCAUCAACUUCAUUGCCCAAAAUCAAACUGAAAACGUCUUUAGAAACAACAGAGUCAUCAGCAAUUUCCACAGUCAACUCCACGAAACCGAAGCGAACGCCGACUAUCAAAGUGAAACCAGCCAAACUACCAGGUAAUGGGUACGAUUCCGAGGAUCCUGACAAGGAGGAUGAUCCAUUGAUUGAGGAAGCAAUUGUACUACGUUUUUUACCUGACGAAACUCUUGAUACUGUGCGAGCUGCAGUUGAAAGUGCUGAACGUGGUGAUAAAUACAGUUCGGCAGAUGCAAAUGGCAGGAGAAGUACCGAUUUAUCUAGCAUCUCAGUGACAUGGAGUGACAAAAGGCGAGCGAUUGUGAGAAUCAACGAUAUAAUGUAUGCUGCAAAAUUGAUCAAUCUGCCAACAAUUUCUGAAGUUCAUAAAACUAUCGACAGAAAGAAUAUUUUUAAAACCGUCGAUGUAUCUCAAAUGCUACUUGUUGUCAAAAGAAUCUACAGCGAAAGAGAGAUAUUGGAUCUGAAGAUUGAUAAGGAGUAUGGCGAAACUUAUCCGGACGGGCUAACACCUCCCAUGGAAUUUGUUAAACAAAGAUUCGACAAAAAGUAUGAGGCUAAUGUUAUACAGAAUGUUGAAGAUGAGGUUGCUAGAUUACUCAAAUUAGAUUCUGAAGCAGAUAGUUCUGUUUUUGAAUUCAUUGACGCAGAAGAAGGGGAAAUUGUACCUAUGAGUGUCAUUGAAGGCAAGAUCAAAAACAAACGUGCUAAAAAGGAGAAGAAGAGACUAAAGAAAGAACAUAUUGAUAAUGAAUUAGAUAGGCUAAUGAAAGAAGAUUUGGAUGACGACGAUGAUGAUGAUGACGACGAUGACGAAGAAGACGAUGACGAUGACGAUGAAGAAGAAGAAGAGGAAGGAGAGGUAGAAGCAGACGGAGCGGAUGGUGAUUCUGAAAGCGAAGAGGAGGACGAUGAUGACGACGACGACGACGAUGAUGACGAUGAUGACGACGAUAUUCCUGUUGGCGGAACUGUCAGAACUGGAGACAAUGAAGUCGAUGAAUUUACACAACACAAUGCACUUUUAGCUGAGGAGAUAAUCGAAUUAGAGUCCACAAUUGAUCAGAAGCAAAAAGAUCUUAAAAAGGCAAUAAACCCUAUUAUGAAGAACAGGAUUCUUGACGUUAUUAGUAGGCUACAACAGGAACUCACGAUUAAGAAGUCUCAAGCUGCUGCAGAAGAAGAGAAGAGUAAAAUGUAUUCAGCAGAGGGUGCUGGUGCAGAAGAAGGUGAUCGUGUUGAAGAUGUGGAGGAUGAAGAAGACGAAGAAGACGAAGAAGAAGCAGAUGAAGAAGACGAGGUGGAAGCGGGCGAUGAG